This is a messenger RNA of Solea senegalensis (Senegalese sole), 2556 nucleotides long. It is a transcript of the gene lin9, whose product is annotated as lin-9 DREAM MuvB core complex component. The transcript has 15 exons. Lineage: Eukaryota; Metazoa; Chordata; Actinopteri; Pleuronectiformes; Soleidae. Gene Ontology annotation, molecular function: DNA binding. The record is from RefSeq and is a predicted model, not a curated record. Gene Ontology annotation, cellular component: transcription repressor complex; nucleoplasm. Gene Ontology annotation, biological process: regulation of transcription by RNA polymerase II; DNA-templated transcription; regulation of cell cycle. Bases 19 to 1662 code for a protein of 547 amino acids.
CGGCGCGGCUAAUUCAAGAUGGCGGAGAUGGACCAGCUGUUAGACGAGAGCUCCUCAGCAGAGGCACUCGUCAGUCUAAAAGAGGGUAGUUUGUCCAACACUCUGAAUGAAAAGAACAGCUUCCCAAGAGCUCACAACACCAGGGGACGACAUUCCUCCCUCACAAUGGAUACGCCCACACGGAGCUCAAAGAGGAGCCGUUUGUUUCGUGAAGAAGAUGAGCUGCCACAACAGCGUCUCCCCUCUAGAUCCCCUCGAAGGAGUCAGAGGGUCACCACCACACCACAGAAGUUUUCUAAUGUGGUGACACCAGAUAAAAAGGCAUCCCAGAAAAUAGGGCUGAGACUAAGAAACCUCCUGAAACUACCUAAAGCUCACAAAUGGUGCAUCUAUGAGUGGUUCUAUUCCAAUAUUGACAGACCGCUCUUUGAGGGUGACAACGAAUUCUGCCUGUGUCUCAAGGAGUCUUUCCCCAACCUGAAAACAAGAAAGUUAACACGAGUUGAAUGGGGAACUAUCAGGAGGCUGAUGGGAAAACCUCGACGGUGUUCGUCAGCAUUUUUUGCUGAAGAGCGAACAGCGCUGAGGCAGAAAAGGCAAAAGAUGCGUCUGCUGCAGCAAAGAAAACUGUCUGACGUGUCAAACUGCAAAGACCUUCCUGAUGAAAUCCCCCUGCCUCUCAUCAUAGGAACCAAAGUCACUGCUCGACUCCGAGGUGUCCACGAUGGGUUGUUCACAGGACAGAUUGACGCCGUGGACACCAGUGCUGCGACCUAUCGCGUCACCUUUGACCGCACUGGUCUGGGAACACACACUGUGCCUGACUAUGAAGUCCUGAGCAAUGAACCCAAUGAGACGAUGCCCAUUUCAGCUUUUGCCCAGAAGCACCGGACAACACGCUACAUGCAAAACCUCAUGACUCCACCCAGAGGAAUUUACCCCUCUGCUACAACUCCUGUCCUUAUGGACAAUGACCCUCUCAUUAAUCAGUCACCAUGGAGGAACAAACUUUCGGGUGGUGAGGGAGAAACUCUGGGUGGUUUUCCCGUCAAGUUUCUGGUCCAAGUGACAAGGCUGUCCAAGAUCCUCAUGAUCAAGAAAGAGCACAUCAAGCACUUGAAAGAAAUGAACACAGAGGCAGAGAAACUGAAGUCAUACUUGAUGCCUAUUGACCUAGAAUUCCAGAAACGAUACGCUACCACAGUGCUUGAGCUGGACCAGCUCAAUAAAGAUCUCAACAAGGUGCUGCAUGAAGUUCAGCAGUAUUGCUGUGAGCUUGCGCCGGAUCAGGGCAUGGUUCCUGCCGACCACCCCACAGAGUUGAGGCGGCGCUGUGAAGAAGAGGCCCAGCAGAUGGUGCAGCUGAGCAGUUCCCUAAGGGAAGGACCGCAGAGUUUGACGAACCCCAGCCUCACACACCUCAUUUCCCGCCUCACUGCUCUGCUACUACAGAUCAAGUGUCUGGCAGACGGCACUGACCUCAACUCAUUUGAGUUCAAAUCUCUAACAGACUCUCUCAAUGACAUUAAGGCAUCAAUCGAUCCCUCCAAUCUCAGUUGUUUCCAGAAUAAUGUUGAGAUCCAUGUGGCACACAUCCAGAGUGGCCUUAGUCAACUGGGCAAUCUGCAUGCGUUCGCUGCCAACAACACCAAUGCUGUCUGAGUACCCACAUUGUCCUCACCAAACAGAGGUCCACAUACACACAAAGGUGCGGUCCAUUCAUUCUGUCUCUUGAGAUGGUGCUUUGACCUGAACUUUCAACAGCCUGUGAACAAAAAAGCCUGCACGGCUGCUUCGGUCCACCUACAUGAUUGUUGAUGUCCCGGUGAAAUGACUCUGCCCACGUUCCUGAAACUGUGCAGAACAAAUGGGAGGAUGUCAUGAGUAUUUUAACCCAGCCAUUUUAUCGUCUAAAGGUGUUUGUGCACUCAAUUGAAUACAAACCUGAAUGAGUCUUUUACUAUUCUAUUGCCACAAAUCCGCCACUCCAGACUCCCCGUGAUUAUUUAUUGGUUUCUUGUGCCAAACGUUGAUUCUUACCGUUUUUAUAGUUCAUAUUUAUUUAUUUUUGAGUAGGCGUGUAUGGUUAUAAAACAAUAUUUUGCUAUCUCUAAAGUUUCCCCCCGUUAGGUGUUGUGUUCUAUUGCUCUGCUGAUUAUAAGCAUAGGGGAGGCUGAAGAAUGUUUUAUAAAAAAUGUUUAUUGUAGAUAAUUGUACAAUAUCUCUGAUUGAUAGGUUUCUGUUGUGUAAUCAGAAAUGACUUUUGUAAUUUUGUGUGCACUGAAAAGAUAUUUUGGUAUUUUUAUAAAGGAGAACUCUGGGGUUUUGAUGCCUUUUACUCUGUAAGACGAUCUUAGCAUUUCCACAUUUUGGCAUGGUUGUUGUUCACCCCACACACAUACACACACUAAGCCUGUGACUCUGAAAAUUAAAGUCAAAGGUUUUUUUUCUGCGAGAAUCUCCUUUUUCAGUUUUGUAAAGUUGUAUAAAGUUGAGUGCCGCAAGGCAAUUGUAUAUAAAUGUUUCUUUUUAUAUUAAACAUAAUAUUGCUAAGUA